CGCAGCGUCGUCAAUAUUGCCCCGCUCCCCGGCAAGGUCAAUGACCUCGUCCACCACGACGAUGACGGGGUCGGUGUUCGGCGCCGGCGGACUGCGACAAACACAGCAGCAGAAUCAACAGCAGCAACAACUAUCGCUGCUGGACACGGAAGCAGCGGAUGACCCGUCCGAUCCGCUCUAUCUCCUGCUGCGCAGCUUCGUCCCGCAUGUGGCGAUCCACGCGUCAGAGGAUGUGGAUGCGCUCGUGCGGGAAAAGGGGUUUGUGGGGGGCCUGUGGGAGCUGCUGCGGCCUUUUGGGGAGAGGGUGCAGGGGAAGGUGACGGUGAGGGAUAGCAACGGGGCGGCGAAGGCGUGGGAGAAUUUUGCGGUACGGUUUGUGAGGUUUGGGGAGGGGGUGGAGCCUCCUGAGGGGGAAAAGGGGGGGGUGACCGGGAAUGUGAACGGGUUAAGUGAGGGUGGGAAGGGUGGCAGGGAGGAAGUGAUUGGGACGGUGGAGAAGGUUGUUGAGAGGCAUUUGCGUUUUGCCGAGGAGGCGUAUAGUGCGGGUGCGCAUGCAGAUGAGGAGGAUGUGGACUUGGAUGCUGUGGAUGCGACGUCGCCGUACUAUGCGCUGUAUCUGCGGCGGUUGCUGUCUGGGAUACCACUGGCGUGUCAUGAGACGUUUGCACAUCCCGUGGCGUGCGUCAUGGCCAUCAGCUCGAGGAAUACGGCGCCGAUCGAGGCCCUGCAGACGCUGUACCAGGAGACGAGCCAGGGCGAGCGCAGGUUGCCGCCUUGGGUGGACCAGGACUACCUGCGGUACUACAUCCUGGUACAUGACGAGGAGAAUGGCGAUAUCGCCAAGUCGAUGGCGCUGUUUGAGCAGAUGAAGCGGAACUUUGGGCUGCACUGUCAUCUGCUGAGGUUACGCAGUACCCAGAGCGCUGAGACGGACGACGACAGCAUACCCCUUCCACGGAGCGACUGGAUGACGGCCGCCGAGGAACUGGCCGAUAUCGAGGAGAGCGACAUGAGGGAAGAUUUUGAGGACCCCACGAGGUACAUCUUCGAGUCAGACGCGACAGCAAUAAGGACAUUUGUGCGCGAGAUGGUGACGCAGUCCGUAAUUCCUACCAUGGAAAGGAAUGUCUCGGUCUGGAACGACCAGGUGGCGUCAAGGAGGCGUGGUAUCAGCGGGCGCUUCAUGAGCUUGUCAAAGAGGUUCACUUUCGGCAGCUCAGGGCGUAGCUCUUCCAGCUCCGGCUCCAGCUCAUCGAGCAACUACGACGUGCUUGGAUUCUACCGGGCGGACAGCCCUGAGGCCAUCAUGCGACGGCUCGCGGAUUUCGCCUUCAUGCUGCGUGACUGGAAGCUGGCCAUGUCGACAUACGAACUGCUGCGCGGCGAUUUUCAAAACGACAAGGCGUGGAAGUACCACGCCUCGGCCAACGAAAUGGCCGCCCUCGCCCUCCUCAUCAUGCCGCCGAACAUGUCCUCAAAAACCCGCAUCGAGACUAUCAGCCAGAUGAUCGAGCAGGCAUUCUACUCCUACCAUACCCGCUGCAACUCCCUUUACGGAGCAACGCGGUGCACACUGCUAGCCCUCGAGCUCCUGCGGCUUCGCGGUGGCGCUGGUUUAGACGAGGCUGUCCGGUGGGACAUCAGGGUGCUGGAGUCCCGGCUGAUGGGCACCGUCGGCGACGCCCUCCUCAGAGAGCGCAUGGCGGUAUACUACGCCUCGAAGUCGGGCACGGGCUCGCAAGAGUGGGGCAGCCGGCGCCGCAAGUCGGCCCUGUGGAGCGUGCUCGGCGCCGAGGCGUGGAUGGCCCAGGCCAAGUACGUGCAGGCGCAGAAGUGCCUGAACGCGGCGCGCAGGAUGUAUGCGCUGCUCCCCGGCGAGUGCGGCGUGCAGAAGUUUGCCGUGGCCAGCGAUUUUCUUGCGCAUCUGAAUGACCAGGUCAAGGGCGUGUUAAGGGCGGACAGGGGGCGGGGCGCGGAGCAGGCAGAAGAGGAGCAAGGAGAGGGCGAGGUUGAUGAGGAGAGCGAGACGCUCGGGAAUAGGCGAUCCAGGAGGACCAGCUUGAUUACGCGUGUUGGAGGGGGCGGUGGGCUGGAGACAGCGCCGUUGAACAAUACAGAUCCGGCCAGUCUGCCGGAGAACGAAGGGAGUACUUUCCCAGACGAUGGGUUCGGUUAACACCAGACGGACGGAUAGAGGCACCAGUAGACAACGUCGAGGGUAGGAUGCAUGAGCUGGCGUCGGGUCAUCUGGGCUGUUGUUUAUCGAUGAUGCCGGUUGAAAUUAACAAGAAGACAUCGCACAUGGUUCACGGUGUCUUCG
Molecule: messenger RNA, 2320 nt
Organism: Parathielavia appendiculata
Lineage: Eukaryota; Fungi; Ascomycota; Sordariomycetes; Sordariales; Chaetomiaceae
Exons: 1
Coding region: 62-2176 (704 amino acids)
Cellular component (GO): TRAPPIII protein complex
Source: RefSeq, a predicted model, not a curated record